Messenger RNA from Pogoniulus pusillus (Red-fronted tinkerbird), 4672 nucleotides. It is a transcript of the gene CDHR3, whose product is annotated as cadherin related family member 3. Gene Ontology annotation, biological process: cell-cell adhesion mediated by cadherin; adherens junction organization; cell-cell junction assembly. The transcript has 19 exons. Gene Ontology annotation, molecular function: cadherin binding; calcium ion binding. NCBI's taxonomy places the organism in Eukaryota, Metazoa, Chordata, Aves, Piciformes, Lybiidae. Bases 203 to 2884 code for a protein of 893 amino acids. The record is from RefSeq and is a predicted model, not a curated record. Gene Ontology annotation, cellular component: plasma membrane; catenin complex; adherens junction.
AUGGUUGGAAAGGAGCACCUUGUGUCAACAAGUUGCUGACAAGCUGGCAAACCUAACAGGCUGACAGUGUUUAGAAACUCCCUUAGAAACUCAGGUUCUUUGUUUAGUUUCUCACUCCACAACAUAACAAAGAGUUUAGGUGGAGCUGGUGUAAUCCAGGAGAACUCUUCCAUGAUCUUCCUUCGGUUUGCACCCUGGGAACAUGAAGGACUGUGUCAUAAAGAUGAAGAGCGUGGUCCUCCUCAUUUUCCUAGGAGUGGUGUCUGGAAGAAGAUCUCAGUUGCUUAAGGGCUUACCUGCAACAAGCACUGUUGGAGAAAAUGCAGCAGCUGGCCUUUCUGUUUACACCUUUACUGUAGCUGUUUCUCCAUUGUCUUCAGAAGGUGUUGCAGUUGCUCCUACCAUAGUGAAUUCAAAUCCACUUACAGAGGCUUUUGACAUUAAACCAAACGGAGGUGCCGAGUACGUGGUUGUUACCACAGGAAACCCCGUCCUAGAUUAUGAAACCAUGCCAAAGAUCUUUGAUUUACAGAUUUUUGUUGAAGAUAGAAAUGGGACAAUUGACCUCAGCAUAUUGACCAUCAAAGUAACAGAUCAAAAUGAAAGGCCUGUGUUUCGAGGAAAUAUGGCAAUUCAAACUGUCACUAUCUAUGUCUUGGAAGGAACCCCUCCAGGGAGCAUUUACCAAACUGAUGCAGCUGACCCUGAAAAUGCUAAACUCAAAUAUUCAUUACUCCCUGAACAAGUGCCCUUCUUGGUCACAGAAAGUGGAGUCAUUGUUUCUACAGCAAAAUUUGAUUAUGAGGAAGGGCCACCUUGCUACUUUUUAAAUAUAACUGUGACAGACCCAGGUGGACUGAACUCAACUAAAACAGUGCAAGUAAACAUAAUCAAUGUCAAUGAUGAAAGACCUUACUUUACCACAAAGCAAAGAAUCUACAGGAUUCCAGAGGAGCAGAGCCCAGGCACUGUUGUUGCCAAUGUAACAGCUAAAGAUCCCGACGAUGAAGGGUCUCCUGGCAGACUUUUCUUCAGCAUCCCAUCUUCUAACAGAUAUUUCUCCAUAGAUCCAUGGACUGGCAUGCUGCAGGUGACUGGAAGAAUCGACCGAGAUGACGUUCGGCUGUGGCUCUACCCUAACAUCUCAUUAAUCAUUCGAGUAGAGGACAGUCCCACAACUGGGCACUACAGUGAACUGCAGAUCACAGUCAUUGUUGAUGAUGUCAAUGACAACCCACCCAAAUGUACUCCUUCUACCCUCAGGAAGGAGAUAAAUGAAAAUACAAUUGCUGGGACACUUCUUUUUCAUCUUAGAGACUUCUGUAAGGAUAUUGAUGUUGAUCCUUCAAACAAUCAACUUAAUUUCACUGGAUUAUCUGGUUUGGGAAGCAACAACUUCGCUCUGGAGUCUGCUGUGUCUGGAAGACUUGUGAUGACUGAAAGCAUUGAUUUGGAAAGCUCAGCUAAUCUAGGACUUGAAGUUUACUCUUUGACUGUCAGAGUGCAAGAUGUUGCCCGUCCUGACUAUGCAAGUACCAUCUACCUUUACAUCAGGAUAAAGCCAGUGAACGAGUUCUUUCCAGCCUUCAGUAACUUGUCUUAUGAAUUUGAUGUUCCAGAAAUUACUAAAGUUGGAUCCAGCAUUGGUGCAGUGCAUGCCACAGACAAGGACUGGCCGCCCAGUGCCAUCACUUAUUCCAUUGUGUUUGGAGGUGGCACCAUGGAUUACACAGAUAUAUUCUGGAUUAGUCCAACCACAGGUGGCUUGAAAAUUCUGGGUCACUUAGACUAUGAAACAGCAAAGAAACACAUUCUCACAGUGCAGGCCUCCGACCAAGAGAAGACUGCAACAGCCUCUGUGACUGUCAAUGUUUUGGACGCAAAUGACGAAGAACCAGUUUGCUCACCGGAUUUCUACUCAUUUCAGCUCCCAGUCACCUUAGCUGUGGGGACCAAUAUAAAUGGCUUCAGGAUUGAAUGUCAAGAUCGUGACUCUGACCCUAGGUCUUUCCGUUACUUCAUUAAUGAAGGCAACACAAACAAUCAUUUCACCUUCUCACCAAGUGCUGGCUCCAACACAUCUCGGCUGAUUCUCGCAUCAAGAUUUGACUAUGAGAGAGGACUUGACACAAAAUGGAUCUACAGGCUACGUGUCUAUAUAACAGAUGACAAUUUGCUGUCUGCCAGAGACAGAACUACACACCUAAUUAAAACUGGAACGGUGAAUUUGAGCAUCAGAGUUAUGCCAAACCCAACGACUGUCACUACCACAACACCACCCUUCACUGUUGUGACGAGAAGGGAGAACUCCUACUCGGGGUCGGCGUGGUACGUGCCGUUCGCCGCCAGCCUCGGCGGCCUGCUGCUCCUCGGGCUGCUGGGCUACCUGGGCACCCUGCUCUGCGCCUCGCUGCGCUGCGCCUGCGCUCACUGCCCUCCGGCCGGACACGCGGGCGGCACCCUGCCUCUGAUGAAUGUGUCAGAGAAGAAGAAACCCAAGGAAGAAGUGUUUGUGGCAAUGACAAAGCUGAGCACUGUCUUUGAUGGCGAAGCCAGAGACCCAGUGAGUGGCAGAAUGUAUGAGUUUAACACUCGCUCGGGUGCCCGGAGGUGGAAGAAAAGCAACGAGUCCCUCCGGCCAGCGCCGGUCAGGAGGCUAACGUCCAGCGCCAUCAACCACAGCGGCCAAGGCACAGCCAGAGCAGAGGCACCAAGCAUAAAGGAGCAUUCGGAGAAGAGGAAAGAGCUGACUGCAGAGACCAAAUUCGCUGCCGAGCCUUUGGCAGGGCAAGCUGAAACAACAGGCCAGGAUGGAACGAGAUUACAAGAACAGGGGUGGGGGGAUGGGUCGAGACAGGAGGGUCAUGCACAUCACCUCCCGUAGGUGCACAGACAUCCUCUCGCAAAAUGAGCACUUUGCUGCCCUUGAGGCAGCCUGAGACUCCAAGGCAUCUCCCAAAGAAUGCCUGCUCUGAACAGCAAGUUAGAUAUGAGUUUUGUCUGUGUAGCCCCUCUGUAAAACACAAGGUGCCAAAGGUGCCGUCCCCUUGCACCAUCAGAAGUCCAGCAAAGCCUCAACACUGCAAUGACAGAGACAGAAGACAGCAAUCUUAUCCUCUGAGCGUGCUGCCAGCUUGCUGUGUCUGUGGUGGUGUCUGGAGUGCUGCUUGACUCUUUGGCACAAACAGGACUAGUUCAGAGCUCAUCAUUGUGUUCAUCUGCUGUAAAUACAAUAUAUUCCAGCACAGAAAGCAGGUGGUGUGCCAGUGACCUGGAGAAAUUCUGUGCUAGCUGGUUCUACUGCUGUAAUGGAUUCAUCCCGGACAGCAAACUGCCCACGGGCACCUUAAAUCUGUUGCCUGAAGAGUGAAUGAACGAGUCAGGGGAACGAGCACCAUUGCAUCGGCCCACAGUGCCCACCCAUCAGCUUUGCCUUAGCGCUGCAAACUCCAGGUGGGGAACUGUUUCUCAGCCUUGCCGUGGAGGCAGGGAAUUAAGGCGGCCGAGGCAGGGAUUCACACGAAAACAGAGCUGAUAUUUUCCCGAAAACCUGCCCCGAAACUACAGACAGAGAUUCGCUGAGUUCUGGUUACCAGCUUGGGCUCGCUGGAGGAGGUCCACAGGGUGCCACAGGUAGCCUGGCUACUCUGGAAGUCAGACGUCGGAAAAGGCCUGAGCUGUUACUGCACAGCGCUGUUGUGAGCAGCAAAGCUGAGCCCAACUAAACUCACCGUCAGGCUGGUCGAAGAGGGAGCUCCAGCUGCCGGCCGCUCGGGCGCUCCUUCGGGAGCCGCAGCAGGGUCCUUGAGGCCGUAAUGGGCGCUAAUGGGCGCAGCAUUGCCCCGGGGCCAGCGCCGGGCCCCCGCUGCGCAACCGCUCCAGGCGGGGGGCAGGCUCCGGCGGGCAGAGCGCUCGGGCAGGCAGGAUCUCUGAGGCGGGCACCCCAGCGCGGGCAGCGCCCCGGCAUUUGUACCCUGCCCGGGCACAGGGCAGAGCUGCCACUGCCUGGGCGCUAGGAGCACAGCCAAGCACCUGCGCGACUGCAGCGCGGGCACCGCUCGCGCCUAACGGCCCCACUGCGCGGGCACCGCUCGUGCCCCAGGGCCGCGGGGCAGGGGCAGGUCUGUGGGAGCCUUUUCCUCUCCCGUUCGAGCCGCAGAGGGAGGCAGGGAGGUGCACGGGGCUCCAGGCCACGCCCGCCUCAUCAACAAGCACCACCUGCCGAACAGGUGCCUGCAGUUACCUUCUCGCAGCAGCAACGGCUGCGCUUUCCUGUCCGAUUGGUGAGCUGCUGGCUUGUGUCCCCGCAGCCUGCGCGCACUGUGACCUUCUCUAGCUUUCCACUGUAGACAAGUUAAUGUCUUUAUAAUUCCAUUAGUCCUUUUUUUCUCACUUUUGCCUCUCUAAUAGUGGCACCUUUACACUGGUCCUUUCCCCUGACGUCUGUGGCAUCCCUUUGCCUCACAGGCAGGACUUCAUGUCACCCUAUUCUAACGGCCCUGAGACACUAUGUCACUGGGGGGGCAUCUCCCCACAACAGGCAAGUUUCAUGUUCAGCUGUUGGGACAAGUCCAAUUUUUCUGAGAUGCUCUAUGAAAAGUUUGACAAUAAAUUCUAAGCACUUCACUGUUUCAUUUGCUCAGAGCAGAUUAGUAACUGCUAAUCACUGACA